GCCAGAGCCGUUCGUCGGGCGCGGUCAACCGGUUUGCUUGUCCUUCUCCGGCUGCUUGUGAGGCUUUGAGGAGGCGGUGUUGGAAUGCCGGAGCCACCACCGUUGCCGAGGCAACUACUUGGUUACUUCCGUUGGUUUCAAUGCUUCCGGGUUGGCGUUGCGGUGCCGCUUCCGAUUGUGGGAGCCUCGGCUUCCCAGUCGUCCGAUGAGCCUGAGCAGCCACAGAAAAGUGCUGCUGUAAGCCAUGAGAUGUCUGGUCUGAAUUGGAAGCCCUUUGUAUAUGGCGGCCUUGCCUCUAUUGUUGCUGAGUUUGGAACUUUCCCUGUGGACUUGACCAAAACACGUCUUCAAGUUCAGGGCCAAAGCAUUGAUGUCCGUUUUAAAGAGAUAAAAUACCGAGGAAUGUUUCAUGCCUUGUUCCGAAUCUAUAAAGAAGAAGGCGUAUUGGCUUUGUAUUCUGGAAUCGCUCCUGCUUUACUAAGACAGGCAUCAUAUGGCACCAUCAAAAUUGGCAUUUACCAAAGCUUGAAGAGAUUAUUUGUAGAACGUCUAGAAGAUGAAACUCUUCUAAUCAAUAUGAUCUGUGGGGUAGUGUCAGGAGUGAUAUCUUCCACUAUAGCCAACCCCACUGAUGUACUAAAGAUUCGAAUGCAGGCUCAAGGAAGUCUGUUCCAAGGCAGCAUGAUUGGCAGCUUUAUCGAUAUAUACCAACAAGAAGGUGCCAGGGGUCUGUGGAGGGGUGUUGUCCCAACUGCUCAGCGGGCUGCCAUCGUUGUGGGCGUGGAGUUACCAGUCUAUGAUAUUACAAAGAAGCACUUAAUAUUGUCAGGGGUGAUGGGAGACACAAUUUUAACUCACUUUGUUUCCAGCUUUACAUGUGGCUUGGCUGGUGCCCUUGCUUCUAAUCCAGUUGAUGUGGUUCGAACUCGCAUGAUGAACCAGAGGGCAAUCGUGGGACAUGUAGACCUUUAUAAGGGUACUUUGGAUGGUAUUUUAAAGAUGUGGAAACAUGAGGGAUUUUUUGCACUCUAUAGAGGAUUUUGCCCAAACUGGCUUCGACUUGGACCCUGGAACAUCAUUUUUUUUAUUACAUACGAGCAGCUCAAGAGGCUUCAAAUCUAAGAACUGAAGUAUACGUGAGCCAGGCCCUGCCAGUGUUUCUACUUUUUUCCCCUUUUUCUGUGUUCUAAUGUAUUUUGACAAAGUUGUUAAGUGUUUACUGAACCAUUGGUCUCCCAAGGCCCUCCUGAUGGAAGAACUACAGGAUGUUUCAAAAUUGUUCAUGUGUUUGUGUUACCAUGUUAACUUUUCCCUGAGAGGAAGUGUUAACAUUGAGUCUCUGGCCCCAGAUUGGUAUCUUCUAUGAAGAUGGAUACUGAUAGAUGACAUCAAAAUGACCUUCUUUUCAAAUGUGGGUUAAAUGUAGUUGGUUAGCCCAAACUUAGGCUAGAGCAGAAGGCAUAGGCCAGGGCAGUUACUGCUAUGUAUGUUAUAGACCUUGGUUCUCAUUAAAGUAUUUAUUGGCAGAAUCA
This is a messenger RNA of Hyaena hyaena (striped hyena), 1532 nucleotides long. RefSeq names its product solute carrier family 25 member 14 (gene SLC25A14). Gene Ontology annotation, cellular component: mitochondrial membrane. The transcript has 11 exons. The record is from RefSeq and is a predicted model, not a curated record. The coding region runs from base 85 to 1122 and encodes 345 amino acids. Gene Ontology annotation, biological process: mitochondrial transport. Lineage: Eukaryota; Metazoa; Chordata; Mammalia; Carnivora; Hyaenidae.